CUUUUUUUCUUGGUGCACCGGAAAGAGGCGGUCCUCUUUCUUUGCCUAGCGCAGCCAUGGCUCGUGGUCCCAAGAAGCAUCUGAAGCGUGUAGCAGCUCCAAAACAUUGGAUGCUGGAUAAACUCACCGGUGUGUUUGCUCCUCGGCCAUCUACCGGUCCCCACAAGCUGAGAGAAUGUCUCCCUCUCAUCAUUUUCUUAAGGAACAGACUUAAGUAUGCUCUAACAGGAGAUGAAGUAAAGAAGAUCUGCAUGCAGCGGUUUAUUAAGAUUGAUGGCAAGGUCCGAACCGAUAUAACCUACCCUGCUGGUUUUAUGGAUGUCAUCAGCAUUGACAAGACUGGAGAGAAUUUCCGCCUGAUCUAUGACACCAAGGGCCGCUUUGCUGUUCAUCGUAUUACACCUGAGGAGGCCAAGUACAAGUUGUGCAAAGUGAGGAAGAUCUUUGUGGGCACAAAAGGAAUCCCUCAUCUGGUAACCCAUGAUGCUCGCACCAUCCGCUACCCUGAUCCCCUCAUCAAGGUGAACGACACCAUUCAGAUCGAUUUGGAAACUGGCAGAAUUACUGAUUUCAUCAAGUUUGACACUGGUAACUUGUGCAUGGUAACCGGAGGUGCUAACCUGGGAAGAAUUGGCGUGAUCACCAACAGGGAGAGGCACCCUGGUUCUUUUGACGUAGUUCAUGUGAAAGAUGCCAAUGGCAACAGCUUUGCCACCCGGCUCUCCAACAUUUUUGUAAUUGGCAAAGGCAACAAACCAUGGAUUUCCCUACCCCGUGGAAAGGGUAUCCGCCUCACCAUUGCUGAAGAGAGAGACAAGAGACUGGCGGCCAAACAGAGCAGUGGGUGAAGUGAGCUCUAGGUGACAUGAUUGGAAAAGUCUUUGUACUUAAUUAAAGAUAAUACAGCAUGA
Molecule: messenger RNA, 911 nt
Organism: Eptesicus fuscus (big brown bat)
Lineage: Eukaryota; Metazoa; Chordata; Mammalia; Chiroptera; Vespertilionidae
Gene: RPS4X
Product: ribosomal protein S4 X-linked
Exons: 7
Coding region: 57-848 (263 amino acids)
Biological process (GO): translation
Cellular component (GO): cytosolic small ribosomal subunit; ribosome
Molecular function (GO): structural constituent of ribosome; RNA binding
Source: RefSeq, a predicted model, not a curated record